AUUUCCAAGUGGUAGACCUGCCUCUGAGCUCUGCCCAAUGAGAUCCGUCAGGGGAGGCACCCAGCUCACUUUUCCACAUCACUUCACAGUUACAUUUGGCAGGCAGGCGGGCUCGCAUGCCGGAGCGCUCGGCCCAGAAUUAGUGGAUGGAUUUGGAAUCUCGCUGCCUCCUCGAAGCUCCGCCGCCGCCUCUUUGGGCAUAGACCGGAGCGUCAACACACCAGCUGUACUUUUGGGCUGCGAGCACCCCAGCCCAGAGCGCCGGCUUCGCAUCUCCGCACCAGGCUCCUCAGCUCCGAAAGGCAUGAACGCGAUCCGGAGAAGAGUACCCGGCGCUCGGGGAUCCGUGGACAGUCGGCGCCCUCGGGAACUGACCCCCAGUUCCUCCAGCCAUUUAUGAACCCAACCCAGAAGCUUGAGGUUUUUCUUCAUCCCGGAGCCGGACCUGAACAGUUUCAAUGAAAGGAAAAGCCAAUGGAUCGUGGUCUUUGAAAAGCUGCUUAGACAUGUCUGUUUCCCGGUUCUCUGAACUCGUGGCAGAGCUGUAAGUAACUGCUCCGCACUGCGUGAUGAAUUGGAUGGCUUCAGACCCGAGGCAAAAAAAAUAAUUGUCUCAUUUUUGUGCUGAUUUGCUUAACUGGUGAGACCAUGCCAGAAAGGCUAGCCGAGACGCUCGUGGACCUCUGGACUCCAUUAAUAAUAUUAUGGAUUACCCUCCCCUCUUGUGUGUACAUGGCUCCAAUGAAUCAGGCUCACGUUUUAACUACUGGAUCCCCUUUGGAACUAAGCAGGCAGAGUGAAGAGCUGCGGAUUUUGAACCGCUCCAAAAGAGGCUGGGUUUGGAAUCAAAUGUUUGUCCUGGAAGAAUUUUCUGGACCUGAACCGAUUCUCGUUGGCCGGUUACAUACAGACCUGGAUCCCGGAAGCAAAAAAAUCAAGUAUAUCCUGUCAGGUGAUGGAGCUGGGACAAUCUUUCAAAUCAAUGAUAUAACUGGAGAUAUCCAUGCUAUAAAAAGACUUGACCGAGAGGAAAAAGCGGAGUAUACGCUAACAGCUCAGGCAGUGGACUGGGAGACAAACAAACCUCUUGAGCCUCCUUCUGAAUUUAUUAUUAAAGUACAAGACAUCAACGACAAUGCUCCUGAGUUUCUCAAUGGACCUUAUCAUGCUACUGUUCCAGAGAUGUCCAUUUUGGGUACCUCUGUCACUAACGUAACAGCCACCGAUGCUGACGACCCUGUUUACGGAAACAGUGCUAAGUUGGUUUACAGUAUCUUGGAAGGACAGCCGUAUUUUUCCAUUGAGCCUGAAACAGCUAUUAUAAAAACUGCCCUCCCUAACAUGGACCGGGAAGCCAAGGAGGAGUACCUGGUCGUCAUCCAAGCCAAAGAUAUGGGUGGACAUUCUGGUGGUCUGUCUGGAACCACAACCCUCACAGUGACCCUUACUGAUGUUAAUGACAAUCCUCCAAAAUUUGCACAAAGUUUGUAUCACUUCUCAGUACCAGAAGAUGUGGUUCUUGGCACUGCAAUAGGAAGGGUUAAAGCUAAUGAUCAGGAUAUUGGUGAAAAUGCACAAUCAUCUUAUGACAUCAUUGAUGGAGAUGGAACAGCACUAUUUGAAAUCACUUCUGAUUCGCAGGCUCAGGAUGGUGUUAUUAGAUUAAGAAAGCCCCUGGACUUUGAGACCAAAAAAUCCUAUACUCUGAAGGUGGAGGCAGCCAAUAUCCACAUCGACCCACGUUUCAGUGGCAGGGGGCCCUUUAAGGACACAGCAACCGUCAAAAUCGUUGUAGAGGAUGCUGAUGAGCCCCCAGUCUUCUCUUCUCCAACUUACCUCCUCGAAGUCCAUGAAAAUGCUGCUUUGAACUCGGUGAUCGGUCAAGUGACAGCCCGUGACCCCGACAUCACUGCCAGUCCGAUAAGGUUUUCCAUCGACCGUCACACUGACCUGGAGAGACAGUUCAACAUCAAUGCAGACGAUGGCAAGAUAACACUAGCAACUCCACUGGACAGGGAAUUAAGCGUCUGGCACAACAUCACCAUCAUUGCUACUGAGAUCAGGAACCACAGUCAGAUAUCUCGAGUGCCUGUUGCUAUUAAAGUGCUGGAUGUCAAUGACAACGCCCCUGAAUUCGCAUCCGAAUAUGAGGCAUUUUUAUGUGAAAAUGGAAAACCCGGCCAAGUCAUUCAAACAGUAAGUGCCAUGGACAAAGAUGAUCCCAAAAAUGGACAUUAUUUCUUGUACAGUCUUCUUCCAGAAAUGGUCAACAACCCAAAUUUCACCAUCAAGAAAAAUGAAGAUAAUUCCCUGAGCAUUCUUGCAAAACAUAACGGAUUCAACCGGCAGAAGCAAGAAGUCUACCUUCUACCGAUAGUGAUCAGUGACAGUGGGAACCCCCCUCUGAGCAGUACCAGUACCCUGACCAUCCGAGUCUGCGGUUGUAGCAAUGAUGGCGUGGUCCAGUCGUGCAAUGUUGAAGCUUAUGUCCUUCCUAUUGGACUCAGUAUGGGCGCCUUAAUUGCCAUUUUAGCAUGCAUCAUUUUGCUGCUAGUCAUUGUGGUUCUGUUCGUUACCCUGAGGCGGCACAAAAAUGAGCCUUUAAUUAUCAAAGAUGACGAAGACGUUCGAGAAAACAUCAUUCGCUACGAUGACGAAGGAGGCGGGGAGGAGGACACAGAGGCUUUUGACAUCGCAACUUUGCAAAACCCAGAUGGAAUUAAUGGAUUUUUACCCCGUAAGGAUAUUAAACCAGAUUUGCAGUUUAUGCCAAGGCAAGGGCUUGCUCCAGUUCCAAAUGGUGUUGAUGUCGAUGAAUUUAUAAAUGUAAGGCUGCAUGAGGCAGAUAAUGACCCCACGGCCCCACCAUAUGACUCCAUUCAGAUUUACGGCUAUGAAGGCCGAGGGUCUGUGGCUGGCUCCCUCAGCUCCUUGGAGUCCACCACAUCAGACUCAGACCAGAAUUUUGACUACCUCAGUGACUGGGGUCCCCGCUUUAAGAGACUGGGCGAACUCUACUCUGUUGGUGAAAGUGACAAAGAAACUUGACAGUGGAUUAUAUAAAUGAUCAAUGGAACUGAGCAUUCUGUAAUAUUCUAGGGUCACUCCCCUUAGAUACAACAAAUGUGGCUAUUUGUUUUAGAGGCAAGUUUAGCACCAAUCAUCUAUAAACUCAACCACAUUUUAAUGUUGAACCAAAAAAAUAAAAAUAAAAAGUAUUUGUUAGGAGGUGAUAAAUCUUGUGGAGUGUGAAUUAAGUAUGUGGAGUGUCUAGAAGUCUUUGGAUAUUUGAUAUUUACCUGACGGCCACAGUCAGAUUGGGAUCCUAGCUAAUCCUUAGAGAAUUGUUUAAGAGGAAAAAACAAAAACAAAAUUAAAAGGUGCUUUAUUAGAAAAAAAAAAAAUGGACCUGCAAGGAUUCUGCUGCUGAUAUGUGUCUUCUGCAAGGAUUUUUAUGAGAGCAAAUGGUUUUUUUCCCCUUCACCAAUAAGGAUCCCGUCACAAAUGAUAAAGCAAUACUUUGGUCUGCUGUACGUUAUGACUUUUUGGAGUUUGGGGAGGCCUCCUAGAUUAUAUGGUACGGUGACCACACAUUGUACAUAAUUGUUGGCCCCACUUACCAGAGACUGAAUAGCAUCCUUAAAUAUUGUGUCGAGCCUUAAAAUAUUCACAUGUUCGUAAUCCAUUCCAGGGUGGGGAGUGCCAACUCAAAGGUGGGAGGAGAGAGAUGCCAUUCAAACAGGCUGUGUCUAGAAGCAGGAUUCCUGGUUCCCUCCACUUCAUCUUCUUCCACAAGGACACAGAGAUAAACUGUAUUCCGCAGUGGACCACAUCAGAGACAGAUGGUUUUAUUGAUAGCGUGUGAAUUUAUUUGUUUAAUCCUCAAAAUAAAUAUUUUAUUGAUGUCCAAUAAUGCUUUUAUUUAUUAAGGUUGGUAACCUAUAGAUUAAGGGAUUAUAUGGGGGGAAACUAAAUUAUAUCCAUUAAUAAUCCUUUAGAUUGUUUUAUAUUAAUAUCUAUAUAAUGAAUGUUUAAUACAUGUACAUUUUGAUGAGAUAAGUAUGGCAGGCAAUAUUAUCAAGGGGAGAGGGAAUAGUCUCUUUAGAAUAGAAAGUGUUAUUGUGACUGGUGAUUACAGGAACAGCAUUUCCCAGAGAAACUUUUGGACUGUUUUCUAUUUUCUUCAUAAUCCUAGUAUUUGGUGUUUCUAAAACAAGCACAAACAUCUGAAAGUAUAUUAAUUCCUGUGAAUAUUUAAAAUCUAGAGUUUUAGAUACCUACAUAACGCCCCACUCGAUAAACAUGCUUCAAGUUGCCCUCUCCCAACUAAUUUAGAGCAGAAACUGAUUUGUAUAUAAUUUCACUGCUUCUGUUUUUGACACUUCUGUCCCUGGUCAUGGUGAUGCGCUGAACGUCUUAGAGUACGAAAAGAACAGGUCUAGAAGAUGUGAGCAUAUUUAAUUUGUAAUGCAAAGCUGCCAUGUAGGAUUAGAAAAUGUGUGAUAAAACUCAAGUAUUACAUGCAGAUCAUUUUACUUUUCUACUUUGCUUUAAUGCAAUAUUGUUUAUUUACUCCAUGUGUUGUAUUCAGAGAAUCUCCUGUAUUGUUUCCUACUUUGUGAAAUAUAUUUUUAUAAAUACCUUUGUUGUCAUCAUUUUUUUCAGCUACAUGAAGUUUUCUUAGCAAAACUAUUGAUACUAACUGAAAUUCUAGACUGUGCAAUCAAAUCACACUGUGGGCCACUUUUAGUUUUAAGGGUCUUUAUUAUAAUAAAGAACCAUAGACGAGAAAUGGAUUGAUAUUGAUCCCAUAGCAAGAAAACAUCAGAUAAUAAAAAUAAGUGCCAUACCUAAAAGACAGUCAAGUGUUGUCUUUGGGGCUCCUGAAUGCAGAGGCUGGAGCAGAAAUAAGAAAGAAAGAAAGAAAGAAAGAAAGAAAGAAAGAAAGAAAGAAAGAAAGAAAGAAAGAAAGAAAGAAAGAAAGAAAGAAAGAAAGAAAGAAAGAAAGAAAGAAAGAAAAUAAAAGAAAGGCAAUUCUGGGUAGGAAAAUCCUACUGGAGAAAGCACAGUCCAAAAUGGGCAAAUAAAGGUAUUAAAGAACAGAAUGUGGAGAAAGAACCUAGACUGCACUGCAUGUGAAAACUGUUCUUUUCUAGAUCCUUAGAGGAUACAUUAGGACAAUAUCUAAUUGUAACCUGCUACUUCAGCCCCUGCCUUGGAGCUCCGUAAGGAAAACUUGGAUUUGGCUGGGAGAAGGAAGGCAACGGUUUCUGGGAGCUGCCUCCUCCAUGGCAUAACCAAAGUUACUAAAUAUUCAAAUAGAAAUUUAAUACAUCUCCAGUAGCACCACAUCCUCAUUGUUCUCUGCUGUAUGAUCACAGUCCUCCUUUUUAUGCUUAUUUCAGUGGCCACUGAGCACUUCUCAUCAAGUCAAAGGGAGAGUCUACAGCAGUGUAGCAAACAUCAUUGAAAACUGUGAAUAUUGUUAUAAUAACAGCAAAAAUCCAAAUCCUCCUUGCACACAGUAAACUAAUGGGGACUUUCUGUUUAUUUUCCACUUUCUCUUUAAUCUUGUCUCUUUACUUUGUAGGAAAGUGUGGUACAGAGACAUAUGUAACAGAUAUAUCACGCUAUUCUUUCAUAGGAAUAUAAAGUCAACAUUGUCAGUGUUGACAGUUAAUAGAAUAAUAUUCAUAUGCUAGUGCUUAUGGGCAGAAGGCAUUUAGAUAUUUAGAAACAGUUUUCCAAAUCUACCCUUAAUUUUUACCUUGUCUAGGAAGACAUCAUGGAAACAUGCGCUCCAUAAUAACAUUUCUUUCCACUACCAUCUAAGCAUUUAGUAUAUCAAAGUCAAUCUAAAGUUUUGAUAUGAUGGAUAAAGUGGUGCUAUGUAAGGAUAUGUAUGGAUAUUAAAUUUCUGUGUGAAAUAUGCUUUUAGGGUCCAUGAAUUUAAAUUAUAUUCAAGAACAUAAUACACAUACCGUCAGACUAUCACGUUUACUUCAGCAAUAAACUUACUAGACCUCCCCCAUUCAAAAUAGACAAUGCCAAUCCAAUGUGUUUUACUGAGAUUUAAGGACUCUCCUCUCAAAUUUUCAAGUAAUGCAUUUUAACUUUAUUAUAAUUUUAUAUUUUUGCAUUUAUUUGGUUCUAGCAACACUACUGACACAUCAAAUGAAUCUUUACACAUAGACAUGUGGUUACUUAUCAAAUUUAAUUUUGCCUCAUUCUAUAGACAUUAUUGUGUCCAUGGUCUUUACAUUCCCAAGAACCAGCCCCUUUUAAUGUUUGCCCGAGAAUCAUGUGCCAAGUGAUAGGUGAGACCAACUUAGCCUCCCUCUGCAUACUUUUCCUGUAAGAAUUUUGACUGAAGGAUUGAGAUAACCCCAAGUGGCUGGAUGCCACAUCGGGUCAACCAGCUUCUACUUUCUGUACUAUUUGAUCAAACAAUAUCAAACUAAUCCCCACACGGACAUAUUAUCAAAUAUUAGCAAGCUUUUCUUGAUGAAAUCCGCACUACUAGUGCAGCCAACACAUUUAAACUGGUUUAUGAGAAGAUGGUUGAAGUAUACUAUAAAUUAUAUUCAUCUGUUACCUUCCUCCACACCAAACUGUGCUGUCUACGACACAAACUUUACAGUAAAAAUGUUUCAUAUGAAAAAAAUAAAAAAAAAUUGCUAAGUGUGUAUGUGUGUAUAUAACAUAAAAGUAAACUUGAAUUCAUCAGUAUCCCCAGUGAGGUGAGAAUCCUCAGAAAGAGACAAAGUGUCUUUUGAGAGUUUGCUUAAUCAUAUGCUUAAAGUAAGACAAGUCUCUGCAUGAGACUUAGAAAUCUCCUAGGAGCAGCUGACUCCACACUGAGACUCCACAGAGGGCUGAGCUAUCUGUAUUUUGGAGAAGGAAAACGGGUGCUGAGAGCUAAGUAGCCAAUUACUUUUUAUAGCCACAUAAGGACUGGAGGCAAGUAGUCCUUUGCAACAUGUUGUAUUAUGCGAUCGUUGGCUUUGCAGGGAAUCUCACGAAUGUAUAACCUUCUGAUUGCCUUUUUGAUUGAAAGUUCCAUCUGAGAUCAAGGCAGUGCAACCAGUAAUAAGAUUUCAAAAAAUCCCAUCACUAGCACUGUUGGAAAGGUUGAGCGUGCCUGAAAUCCCGUCACUGUCAGUCAAAGAGAUAAGGUAACAGUGGGCAGCACUAUAAAAGCUGCAUGAAUGCACAAUUUAAACAUGAACAUCAACACAGAAAAAAAUGCACACACAUUCAUAUGGAUGUCCAUAUAUACAGGUAUGUACACAUAGAUAUACAGGAACACAAACACACACACACAUGCAUACACACAGACUUAAAUUACUUGGGAUAAUUUCUACUAACAUGUUCUCAUUUCAAUAAUAAUAAGGUUUCAUUUCACAGUCUUACACACUACAAAAACUUGAAAUGAUGGUUCUUUGUUUUUGUUUUUGACUCUAACCUUGAAGUUGAAAGCAAUCUCUCUAGGGGUAAAGGGUUUUAAAUAUGAGUUUUCAUUUAUGAACAUAGUAACGUUUCAUAAAGCCUGGGAUUAGAAUUAAAUGCAUCUUACCAAGAGGCUGAAUUUGGAUGCUUUUGUAUCAUUGUAUUUUUGUGAAGAUAAUAAUUGUAGAAUAUAUUUUGUAGGAAAUAAUUUUCUCUAUGUUUAAGUUUCUUUGAUUCCAACACAGUUUUCUUCUCUAAACAAAGUCCUUUGCAUUGUUGCUCAGAUGGCCAAAAAGUGAAUAAACUGUUUACUAUCAUUGC
Meriones unguiculatus (Mongolian gerbil) is the source of this 7770-nucleotide messenger RNA. It is a transcript of the gene Cdh8, whose product is annotated as cadherin 8. Lineage: Eukaryota; Metazoa; Chordata; Mammalia; Rodentia; Muridae. Gene Ontology annotation, molecular function: cadherin binding; calcium ion binding. The record is from RefSeq and is a predicted model, not a curated record. The transcript is spliced from 12 exons. The coding region runs from base 649 to 3048 and encodes 799 amino acids. Gene Ontology annotation, biological process: adherens junction organization; synaptic transmission, glutamatergic; homophilic cell-cell adhesion. Gene Ontology annotation, cellular component: synaptic cleft; adherens junction; plasma membrane.